Molecule: messenger RNA, 922 nt
Organism: Aegilops tauschii subsp. strangulata
Lineage: Eukaryota; Viridiplantae; Streptophyta; Magnoliopsida; Poales; Poaceae
Source: RefSeq, a predicted model, not a curated record
CCCGAGCCCGAGCGAUGAGGUGGUCCAGAUCGUGCACGGGGACGCAGCGGGGGACCCGACGGUGGUCACCGUCAGCUGCCCGAACAAGACCUGCCUGGGCUGCGACCUCUGCCGCCUCGUCGUCCUCUUCGGCCUCAACGUCCACAAGGGCGACAUGAGCACCGACGGCCGCUGGUGCUACAUCGUGCUCGGGGUCGCCGCCUCGCGCCGGGCCGGGCCGUGGACUGGGACGUCCUCAAGGAGCGGCUGGUGGAGCUUCGUUCGCACCGCGCUGGAGCAGACCCGCCUCCGCACCGCCCUCACGCCCCACCCCUCGCAGGAAAAGUUCAGGCUCAUACGAGCCAACGACGAUGCGACUGUUUUGGAUGCUCUCUCCUUCAGCGCUCGUAAAAUUAGACUGCUUCACAGCUUGACGGUUGAGAAGAAAAACUAUGUUCAGAUCGAGGAGGAGCCCUCUUUGGUCGACAUGCACGAGGAGGAGGAAAUUGUCUCCCCACACAAGGAGGAUGCCUGAGCUGACCAGGAGGACACCCUCGUCCACCCCGGCCACCACACAAGGGCGAGGCCGGUGAUGUCCGUGCGGUGAUGUCCCUGGGGUGGCGCCACUGUGCCCGGCGCUUUCCCUGGUCGCUGCGGUGGUGCUUCGGCGGCUUCCAGACCCUCUCCUCGAUGUGGUGAUGGUCACACCACAGCCGUGGUGUGGCUGAGCCUGUGCUACGGUUACAACCUUCCUCUGGUUGAAGGCGCUAAGGUGUUGGAGACGUGCGUGUACUUGUUGAGCGUUUUAUCUGUAGAGUGCUAUACUGUGAUUGGUGUAAUAUUAUAUGGUUAUAUUGUGAUUGGUGGAAUGUAAUAAACUUGAUUGGUACAUCGGUGAUUUGGCUGUUAUUUGAAUAUAUUUAAAUGUGUUCUCUGAUUGGUA